GACAAUAUAUUGUUUUGAGAAAACAACAAUUUUAUCUUGUCAAAUUGAGAGAUAAGUAAUGAUUAUUGCUAAAGAGGAUGUUGGCUCUUUUGAUAUGAUGGACAACAAUCAAUACAUGAGAUCUGUUGUGUCUCCUAAAAUGAUAGCCUUAUAUUUUAAGAGUGUAAAACUUUGAACAACUUUAGAAUAGCAGUUAUGAAAUCUCAUCAGUACCUAACCAUGUCUGAUAUGUCGUGGUACUUAAGUGUAGGUCUGGUGUCGGCAAUACUUGCUGCUGCAAGCAGUGAAUUUGUGGAUCUACCAGUACUGGUCACAAAAAAAGGACCCAUCAUUGGUUUACGUGUAGACCCCAAUCCUGCCACAAAUAUAUCCUAUGACGCUUACAUUGGGAUUCCAUUUGGACAAAUACCAGGACGAUUUCAGGUGGCUUUACCAAGGGCACCUUGGACAGACCCUCGCUACACACAAAAAGAUGGACCAGCCUGUCCACAAUCAAGCAUGGCGUAUGAUGAAGACUGUUUGUACUUAAAUGUGUUCACACCAAUGAAUGCAUCUGCUACUCACGGAAUUUUACCUGUAAUGGUGUUCAUUCAUGGAAGUGGCUUUCUCAGUAGCUCUAGUAAUUCACAUUGGAUUGGACCAGACUUCUUGAUACCUGAACAUGUCAUUCUAGUUGCUAUGAACUAUCGUCUAGGAGCACCAGGUUUCCUCACUUUGGGUUCUAAGAUAGCACCUGGCAACUUGGGUUUGCAUGAUACAAGAUUAGCUCUGGAAUGGGUCAGAGACGAGAUCUCAGUAUUUGGAGGAGAUCCUACACAAGUGACUCUGUUUGGUCAGAGUGCUGGUUCAGCUAUGACUCAAUUUCACUACAUCUCAUCUCUAUCCUCAGAUCUGUUCCAAAGAGCUAUUGGACAUAGUGGAUCUGCGUUGGCAGGCUGGAGCUCUUACUCACUUUCUGAGGGCGUGCACAGAGCCAGGCUUCUUGCUGAAAGUCUAAAAUGCAACAUGACGCAGAACGACACAAUGCUUCUGGAUUGUAUGCAGAAAGCUGACAUCAAAGAUGUCAUCUCUAAUCAAUAUGUACAACUGUCGUAUGAUGAUUAUACUGUAGGGAGCAGCUUUUCCAUUUCUGCCUGUGCUUGAUACAUUUGAGACAUCGGACACACCAUUCUUUAAUGAUACAUCCAUAGACAACAUGAUGCAGCAAGCUCUCUUGCGGGCCAAACCACUCAUCACAGGGUUCACAACUGAUGAGGGGAUUCUUAAGUUCAUGGAUAAGGGGUGGCAAAUGGCUGAAGGCAACUUAGGAGCUUUUAUCCCUCCAAAGAUCAGAGAUAGCGUCAGUAAAGCUGAGAGAUCGAGUCUUGCCGAUACUAUCAAGAGUCGGUACUACCCUGACUCUGUUGAUGAG
This is a messenger RNA of Homalodisca vitripennis (glassy-winged sharpshooter), 1411 nucleotides long. RefSeq names its product acetylcholinesterase-like. The record is from RefSeq and is a predicted model, not a curated record. The transcript is spliced from 8 exons. The coding region runs from base 196 to 1143 and encodes 315 amino acids. NCBI's taxonomy places the organism in Eukaryota, Metazoa, Arthropoda, Insecta, Hemiptera, Cicadellidae.